GGACGGGACCGGGCGGGUUCCGCCCCCCCCCCGCCCCCGGCCGGGCAGCAGUGCGGGAACAGAGCCCGGCGGUACCGGUCAGCUCUGCGCGGCCGGUGCCUGUUCCCCCAAAAUGCACCCGGCCGUGACGGACUGUCCCCAUCGUCACCCCCGUGCCUUAAGUCCAGUCUCUUUAUUUUUCUUUGCUCUCGUCGCUUGAUUUCCAUUGGCACGAUAAAUCCGCUCUCCCGUCCCGUGGGGUUCGGGCAGGUGUUUUAACUGGAGAAAAAAAUACCUAAAACGACGAACGUGGUAAAGUUUUACCUUCGUAUCCAGUUCAAGGUGACAUUUCUAGGGCAUGUAUUUUAAUGAAGAGAUCACCGGGGAAAUGCCGCCGUCCUCGGCUGGUUUGCUGCCGGGAUGACUGGUGAGAGCUGGGCAUCGCCGGCCAGGACGUGUCCCGGUCCCGGCUAACCGGCCCUUCACCGACAGACAGAACUGCCUCUUCCCCGGUGUGAGCCUGGGGCUUGAGGAUCCGAUCCCCGCCACGUCCCCCUCUUUCCAGGCACGGCAGACUAAAGGUGCCAGCCACAGGAGCGGCGGCAUUUCUACAACAGAUCCCACCAGCAGAAAGGAGCCGGCAGCUCACGGUGGAGGCGGGUAAAAAAGCAUUGCCGGUCCUGCUGUGCCCCGGUCCCAUGACUUGCUCUUCCUGGAUCUAUUAUUUGUUGUUUUUAUUGCAGGAAUAGCUUUUUUUAGGGGCUGUUGCGCAAAUACCGUGUGAAGAGAAGGGCUUUGCUCUUUCCAAAGAGGUUGUCUGCUGUCCCGACAUAACUGUGGUUUGUUUUAAUCCUAUGGGACAUGUAGGUUUGAUCUGGCUCUUUCAUAAACGCCAGCACGCAGGUGAUACAAUCUCUCCUCCGUGAAACAGCUCGCGGGCAAAAAACUGCUUUGCCCAAAGCUACAGGGAGUCAUCCGUGCACUCCUGAAAUCCCGACGCUUCAUUGUCUCCUCUGUGGUUAGAUGGAAGCUCCUGUUCAAUAUACAUUGAUUACCUGAAUGUAUUCAGGUAAAUUCUCACAAAUGUUCUGGACGUACAGACCUUUCAUACGACAAGUUCUCAAACCCGACAGCUCCCGCAGCCGCAGCAUGACCUGCGGCGCGGUGAUCUGAACACCCUGCUCCUCGGGCGCCAGAACUGGUAGAUCUCGUCCGCUUGCAUCAUUUCUGUUUGCAUGACUGAAAGAGGAAAUUAACUUUCCUGAAGUGUUUUUCAUCCACCAGUCAGUGACUACAUUGACGUGGUUGAACCUCCUAAGAGUUGCUUGCUGUGAGAAAUUGUACGCUUGUUUCUGAGCAAAGCUUAGCCGAGGGAAGCAUGGUUAAGCUUAGUGUAUCCCCUCUCCCCACCCUCCAGACAAGUCUAUCCCCCUACAGUGCCGCUGACACUGCCUGUCUUCCCGAGCGUGCUGCGAGGGCAGUGGGCAGACAGGCGUUUAUUGACAGUGGCCAACAGAAAGGCACGUUAGAGCAGGAAAACAUAAAACUGGGGCGAAUCAGCUUGGGGACAAAGGAACCCCGUAGUUAAAUGCUGCAGGAAGGGCCAGUCCUCUUUUUCCGGGCUGCUGCUGGGCCAGACUGGAGCCCCUCUGCCCCAUGUCUGUGGCCCAUCACCUUUUCCCUGCUCUUCCCUUCUCCCCAGGCCAUGGAUUCUCCCUAUGCAAACGGAGCCUACAGCCCCCCGUAUCCUCCGGCUCCCGGCGCUGCCCCGCACUACACCGGCCUGCCGCAGACACGGGGGUACUACUGCUCCGCGCCUUCUCGGACCCCCUACCCUGCGGAGUCCACCGGCAUGUACCGGCCCUCGUCGCCGGCUCCCCCCUGGAGCUACGCCCCGCCGGACUGUCCCGCCGAAGGGUCCUCGCUCAGGAGGCAGCAGGUUCCUGGCUACUCCCCACCGCAGACCCCAGGAAUGCCCAUCCCACAGUAUCCAUACGGAGACAGCAAUCCAGGGGUCACGGCGCAGGGGCCUCCGCCACAGCCCAGACCCCCAGAGGACACGUGGGCUCCCCCCACCGUCUACGGGGUGCAGCCACGUUACGCGUGGCCAGCUGCUUCGGUGCACGGGAACCCCUUCGUCUCCGAAUCGCAUCCACCCUGGACUGGCAGCGGAGCUUCUUCCCACCCUCCCGUGUGGGACUCAAAGGAUACUGCUUACAGCAAACCUGAGCAAAGUGCAAACCAACCCAACUACUAUUCUGAUGUCAAUCACCAGCACUCUGGGACAAUGAAUGACCACAAGCCAGCCACUCCACUCAAUGCCAAGCCAUCCCCCUCAAACGCCAAGGUGCAGUACAGCGCACAGCCCCAAAUGUAUGACACUGCAUCUCGGAAGCUUUUGGCUGGGAACCGGGAGGCUGGCUUUAAACCUGGUGACCAGCCUUCAACAAAUUCUGCAGCCAUCCAGCCAGAGAUUCAGAGAAUCCUCCACGUUAUGGGGGAGGCUGAACAGCUGGGGCAAGAGGUAGAUGAAUUUGUAGGAAAAAAGACAGAUAAAUCCUACCGGCUUCUGGAGGAGAUGUUGACCAAGCUGCUGUUGGAACUGGAUUCCAUCGAGACUGGUGGCCAGGACAGUGUUCGGCAGGCCAGGAAAGAGUCCGUCCACAGAAUUCAGGCCAUACUGGAAAAACUGGAAAGAAAGGGAUUGUGAAAGCACAUCAGCCACAACACACAGCCUGUUCUUGAGGUUCCAAAGAGUUUUAGUUCUGUUAAAUCUCAGCUCUUUCUGCUACGCACUAUUGACAAUGGAAUAGCAAUAAGCCCCGAGUUAAAAAAAACAAAACGAAACAAAACCACCAAAAAAAAAAAACCUCAGAAGCCCAACCCCAACAAAUAAUUUGGCAGUGGACAAAUCAAGAGAGGUCUGAAGCAGCAAACUGAAUUGUUUGUUUGUUCCAGGCUUUGGAAAAGCAGAACCACCUGAGGUACUUACGCUGUAGAGUUCCCCUUGGGGGUCCGCAUCCUCUUCAUCAGCAGGAAGAAGAUCACUGUACAAAGUUCCCCAAAUCAGGCCCAAUCUAUAGGUGCCUCCUGCAGCCUCAGCAGUUCUUUAAGCUGGAACACUUGUCAGAUGUGGUCACAAUGGCACUGCAACGUGCAGCCACAAACCAAGACUCUGGGCUUGUCAGUCACUGUGUGUAUUUUCAGCUUCAGCUUCCUCGCCAUAAAAACUUGUGCGUCGUCGUGGGGUUUUGUUUGGUUUUAGUGCACUCAAGUAGCAACACUGAAGUGCUGCAGAAAGGGACCACGCUGGCAGCCCAUCAAUGUAAGCAGAUGUCAUGUCGUGUUGUUCCUCCUCUGUCAUGAAGAGCCAGUCCGUGGUGUCCCCCGUGGACAUGGGAACACAGCCUGGAAAUCUUAGUUCUGCCACUCAAAAGGAUAGGUAGAAGCAGAGGAACGAUGUCACAGCAGAGCAACUGGAAACAGCAGGAUGCUUGGAAAUGCUUUCCAGGUCACUUGGGUAAAAAUCCACUUUUUAAUUGUAAUGUCCUUCCACAUACUGCAAGUUUUGUAUUCCACUGCAAAGGCCAUACUUGUGGCACUGUACAGAACAGAGGGGAAGGGAACAGCUCAGCCUACUGUUAACCUUUUGGUUACAACAUCUUAAGUGAAUCAUUACUGUGUGUGAUGAGAUAAUAAACCCUGACAACUUUUAAAUGUUA
Messenger RNA from Aquila chrysaetos chrysaetos, 3701 nucleotides. RefSeq names its product BAG cochaperone 4 (gene BAG4). Gene Ontology annotation, molecular function: adenyl-nucleotide exchange factor activity; protein-folding chaperone binding. Gene Ontology annotation, cellular component: cytoplasm; cytosol; nucleus. Bases 1568 to 2689 code for a protein of 373 amino acids. Gene Ontology annotation, biological process: protein stabilization. The record is from RefSeq and is a predicted model, not a curated record. The transcript is spliced from 3 exons. NCBI's taxonomy places the organism in Eukaryota, Metazoa, Chordata, Aves, Accipitriformes, Accipitridae.